UGUGAACUCGUUCAGAAGGGGGGGAGAAGCCUUUCCAACGUUCCUACUCUUCAAUUUCAUUUCUCAUACUUCAUUAAACCCUUUUGAGAACAAGCAAGGUGCCUUAAACCCUCGGAACCAAGAUGUCUGCUUCCAUCAUUGUCGCGAGAUUAUCUUCUCGUUCUCCAUCUUUGUUUCGCAAACUUCACAAAAAUGCGAUCUCAUCUGUAACUUCUCCGUUCAAAUCGACCUCUCAGCCUCAGAUUUCUACUUCUGGAAGGCGCAUUUGUGGGAUCUCAAGAUUACCGUUGGAGUUAAGCAGUUUGCUAUCGAUGAUGCCGUUACACAGCGCGAUCGCUUCCGCUCGUCUGAGAUCGAGCCUGUCGAUAGAAUCUCAGAGCUGGGGAUUGAUUCCUCAAGGUAUCUCUAUGCCUUUAUGACAGCAUUUUCUUUGGCCUUGGCUGUUUCUUCUAGCAGAUUUGUUGGGUAGGAAUCUGAAUCCCAUUUUGACUUCUCUCUUCAAAAUGUAAGAACUAAAUUGCUGAAGAGUUUUUUGGCAUCUUAGGUGAACAUCCUUCAUGCAUCCUCUUAAGAAAACAAAAAGAAAUUAACCGGAAGGAGCCAGUUGCUUACAGUUAGAUAUACAACGGUUAUUUGCACAAACUUGAUUUCAUGAUGACAAUGUGAAAUUUUUAGUUGGGCUUGAGACUCAAAUUUUAAUGUAAAACUUCUGAGCAUGGGCAAAGUGGAAUGGUUUUAGCUCUUACACCUUUGGCUUAUUUGUGUUGUUUUUUCUCCGUAUUCUAUGUUUUCUGGACUAAGAUGUCCAAAGUCCAAUUAUGAAAGGAGGCUUCGCAAAAUGAACUGUAGUGUAAUCUGCCCCCGUGAAUCACUGUAAUCUCUGUUACCGUCGAAUGUAUGGUGGACAAAGUGCCUA
Molecule: messenger RNA, 916 nt
Organism: Nelumbo nucifera (sacred lotus)
Lineage: Eukaryota; Viridiplantae; Streptophyta; Magnoliopsida; Proteales; Nelumbonaceae
Source: RefSeq, a predicted model, not a curated record